Gadus chalcogrammus (walleye pollock) is the source of this 1199-nucleotide messenger RNA. Its product is annotated as C-Jun-amino-terminal kinase-interacting protein 4-like. Bases 321 to 1199 code for a protein of 292 amino acids. The transcript is spliced from 5 exons. Gene Ontology annotation, biological process: vesicle-mediated transport. Gene Ontology annotation, molecular function: MAP kinase scaffold activity; JUN kinase binding; kinesin binding. Lineage: Eukaryota; Metazoa; Chordata; Actinopteri; Gadiformes; Gadidae. The record is from RefSeq and is a predicted model, not a curated record. Gene Ontology annotation, cellular component: cytoplasm.
GUCAGAGGCCAGCCCAUCAACAGGAGCUCCGGCGGAGUCGCAGCAACAGGGAGAAGAGGAGCCAACUUAAGACUUUCCAGUUCCGCUAGCGCGCCCAGACCAGCCUCCCCAGGCGGCCCCCCCACCGCCGUCCCCUGUGCGCACCGCUAUACGAGCGGUCCUGAAACGUAGCGCGGCUUUCUCAACACAUGUUGCUGAACUUAUAUCCCAGGGAGAUCACUGAGUUGUCCCUAAAGUAGCUCAGAGGAGGGGGGUGAAGCCGAAGAGCUUCGGCUAACCCGUUAGCUGGGUCCGAACGGACUGAAGCGAAGGGGAAGGAAAUGGAGCUGGACGACGUGGUGCUGUACCAGGACGACUCGGGCGCCUCGGACAUGAUGUCCGAGCGCGUCUCGGGUCUGGCCAGCUCCAUCUACCAGGAGUUCGAGCGGCUGAUCGGCCGCUACGACGAGGACGUGGUGAAGCAGCUCAUGCCGCUUGUGGUGGCCGUGUUGGAGAACUUGGACUCGGUGUUCUCCAUCAACCAGGAGCACGAAGUGGAGCUGGAGCUUCUGAAGGAGGACAACGAGCAGCUGGUGACACAGUACGAGCGAGAGAAAGCCCUUCGGAAGCACACCGAAGAGAGGUACAUUGUCCUGGAGGACUCCCAGGAUGGAGAAAAGAAGGAGCUGCAGAGUCGUCUGGUGUUGCUGGAGUCUCACACGCGUCAGAUGGAGCUGAAGGCCAGGAACUACGCAGACCAGAUUAACAGACUAGAGGAGAGGGAGGCCGAGCUAAAGAAGGAGUUUACAUCCCUACACCAGAGACACACAGAGAUGAUCCACAGCUACAUGGAGCACCUGGAGCGAACCAAGCACCAGCACGCCACGGCCGUCACCCCCAGCGAACCCGCCGACACCGGGCCCAGAGCACGUGAGAGGAGCUCUGACCAGUUCAGUCCUGCCCUGUGCAGACUUUAUCCUCUGUAUUUCAUAGCCAGGCAGUCUGGCCCCUGGGGGGGGACGGGGGGGGCCUUUGUGGUGGGACUGAAGCCCGGUGCCCCCCCAAGCACCCAGCUCUUUGUAACCUCUCCGUUCUCCUCCCUGGCCUCUGACUGGCUGCCAGCUAACUGGCGACCACACGGGCCAACCCACACCUCAGUGCGGGCCUCCCGUAUCGCAGCCAAUCAGAGCGGCCGAGCGGGCCUGCCUCAGCAUCUGUGA